Colletotrichum orchidophilum is the source of this 336-nucleotide messenger RNA. RefSeq lists its product as uncharacterized. Bases 1 to 336 code for a protein of 111 amino acids. NCBI's taxonomy places the organism in Eukaryota, Fungi, Ascomycota, Sordariomycetes, Glomerellales, Glomerellaceae. The record is from RefSeq and is a predicted model, not a curated record. The transcript has a single exon.
AUGUCACCUCUGAUCGGAUAUAUUGACAGUUGCGGUCCUCAUCGCCGUCUCUUCGACCUUUUGGGCCUUUUGGGCCUUUUGGGCCUCGGUCGUGGGUCUUCUUCACGGCUUAAUCUUGUGAUAUCCACCGCUCCUCUCAACCGGAGUCAACGCCCGCGCAGAAAGCCCGACUCAGAACUGUCACUUUUCCCGGGGACUUGCGAAUGCCGUCGCUUAACUCCAAGUCCCAGGUUCCCACCCACCAACUCCCGUCUGAGGCGAGGCGGUCUCGGUUGCCAAUCUGGUACGACACCGAUUCCAUACCAGCUAACCACCAGACCACAGUACAGGUUAUAG